AUGGAUGGUCUAGUGGCCCUAGGCCGCCGGCUAUCUGUCACUCUACGCCACAAGUCCUCCAAGAACAAUUUUCUGGUCCCCGGAGAGGCCGAAGAUGACUCUCGCCACUACCAAGUUGCGGGCCACUCCAGCCACAAGCGCAAUGUUGCCUCGCAAAGUUGGGACAAGCGGUCGCGCGCUUGGUCCAACAGCCAUAGCAUCAACCGACGUCCUUCUCUCAACAGCGUGACUGCUCUGCAUGGCUUUUAUGCGCCCACCGCAUCGGUUCCAGCCCCCAUCCCUGGACAUGGAUUGGAGCCCCCGAUUCUUCCCAAUGACAAGUUUGCUGGGUCGGCGGCACGUGCUGCUGCCGCUGCUGAGAAUGAACGCAUGGAAAUGGUCAAGUUGGAAAUGGCCAAGUUGGAAAUGGGCAAAUUGGAGCGUGAACUUCUUCCCAAGGCAUCUGACGUCAGACUUGACUCGGAGAGUGGCAUCGGUAUUGAUCUUCGCGAUCGCUCUGAUGCCUCGGAUCUUGAGCUAGACCUCCUUCGCAUUGAUCCGGUGUCAUACUUGCCUUCAGAGAUCAUGGCCCAAGUGCUUUCCUACUUGGAUCCCGCCUCUCUCAUGCAGGCGGAGCUGGUUUCUCACACCUGGAACGGGCAGGCAAACUCCCCCCCAUGUCUGGAAACACCAACCAAGAAAAGGCAGCAGCUUGGACUAGGGAAGGCCGUUCCUCACCAGGACUGGAAGCGGAUGUUUCUAGUUCGCCGGGCCCUCGAUCAACGCUGGAAACAGGGCAAAGCUGCGGCAAUCUAUCUCCACGGACACAAGGACAGCGUGUACUGUGCGCAAUUCGACGAAAAUAAAAUAAUUACCGGAUCUCGUGAUCGUACCAUUCGCGUGUGGGAUGCUCACUACCCCUGGUCUUGCCUCAAGAUCAUUGGCCCGCCUCCUGGCGAUGUGUCUGGCUCUGGACCCGUCAACAACCCAGCGCAGCAGGCCACCGGAAAAUCUCCUUUUGUGACUAUCUGCCCUCCAUCAACACCCUCCGCUGGUAUCGUUACCCCGAUGGAGCACCCAGCCGACUAUCACAGUGCCUCGAUCCUUUGCCUUCGUUUCGAUGAGGAGAUCAUGGUGACCGGAUCCUCGGAUUAUACAUGCAUUGUCUGGGACAUCAAGGAUGACUACCGUCCCAUUCGUCAACUCGUGGGCCACCGCGCUGGUGUAUUGGAUGUUUGCUUCGAUGACCGGUACAUCGUGUCGUGCUCCAAGGAUAGUACUAUCUGCGUCUGGGACCGCAAGACAGGCGAUCUACUGAAGCAGCUUAUUGGACAUCACGGCCCUGUGAACGCUGUCCAGCUGCGCGGCGAUCUUGUGGUUUCGGCAAGCGGCGACGGUAUUGCCAAGCUGUGGAAUGUCACCACUGGCGCCUGUGUUAAGGAGUUCCCCAGCAAGGACCGCGGUCUCGCCUGUGUCGAGUUCAGCGAAGACGGCCGUACCAUAUUGACUGGUGGAAAUGAUAGGACUAUCUAUCAGUUCGAUGCCAAUACCGGCGAGCUGGUCAAGGAACUCCGAGGUCACACUGGCCUGAUUCGGUCCCUUCACCUGGACAGCAUGAACAAGCGUAUUGUUAGCGGUAGCUACGAUAUGAGUGUCAAGGUGUUUGAUACCGAGUCAGGCCAAUUGUCCGUCGAUCUGCCUGGAUGGACUACUAGUUGGAUGCUCAAUGUCCAGUCAGACUAUCGACGAAUUGUCGCAACUAGCCAGGACUCCCGGGCCGUUAUCAUGGAUUUCGGUUACGGAUUGGAUGGUAUCGACUUGUUGGAGGAAUGA
Molecule: messenger RNA, 1812 nt
Organism: Penicillium cosmopolitanum
Lineage: Eukaryota; Fungi; Ascomycota; Eurotiomycetes; Eurotiales; Aspergillaceae
Product: F-box/WD repeat-containing protein
Exons: 3
Coding region: 1-1812 (603 amino acids)
Molecular function (GO): protein binding
Source: RefSeq, a predicted model, not a curated record